AAGGAAAGGAAACAACCAUUUCAAAAAUAGUACUCCAUUUUGACUGUCAAAAACUCGUUAGCAAAAGAUUUCUCAUAUCUGUUUGGUUGGAUUUUCAGAAAAGAUUUUCAAAAUAACAACCACAACGAAUCAAAGAAGAAUUUUCUGUAAUAAAAACAAGAUACGGUAAUCAACGGCAAAAGAAAGAUCAAAUCUAUAAACCUAUAAACAGAGUAACUUGCAGAGUUUUUGAGUCAGAAAAAAAGAUAAAUCAAGAUACCCCUUUUAUUGUCUUAAUGAGAGCAAGAAACAUUAAUGGUUUGAAUCAGAGCAAAAGUUAUUGAAAAAAAUGAACAGUUGCAGAGAAGGGGUAAAAGAAGGAAAUUGAAAGAGAUUCACGAGAUUGUCAGUUUUUGCUGAUGAGAACAACACUUCACUACUACUGAGGUGGUGCCCUGGUUGUGCUAUGAGUUUGGUUGUAUCAAGAUAAAAAAAUGGGGAAAGCAACAAGAUGGUUUAAGAAUUUUUUAGGAAUGAAGAAAGAAAAAGAUAAGAAUUUCUCAUCAAAUUUGAGUGAUCAGAGAGAUAAGAAGAGAUGGAGUUUUGGGAAAUCAGUUAGAGAUUCAGUUUGUGUUGGUCAUUUUCCGGAGAGUAAUUAUAACAAUCCGGUUGAUGAUAAUGAUGAAGAAACAGAGACAACAACCACAACAGCAACAUGGGUCAAAUCUUCUUCUUAUUACAGUGAAACAGAGAAUGAACAAAACAAACAUGAUGUUGCUGUUGUUAGACUUACUAGUCAUGGUAGAGGUACUUUGUUUAAUGGUGUUAAUGAGAAAUGGGCUGCUAUUAGGAUUCAAACUGUGUUCAGAGGCUAUUUAGCAAGGAAAGCAUUAAGAGCACUAAAAGGAUUAGUGAAGCUGCAAGCACUUGUUAGAGGUUAUUUAGUUCGAAAACAAGCUGAUGCAACUCUACAUAGUAUGCAAGCUCUUAUCAGAGCUCAAUUAACUGUUCGAUCUCAGAAAGCCCGUCAGCAACUCAAUCAAGAACAAAGACCUUACCCGGAAUUCCGGCCUCGCCGGUCCACUGAAAGAUAUGAUGAUGCAAGAAGUGAGCACACUGCAUCAAUUCAUAGCAGGAGACUAUCAGCAUCACUUGAAGCUGCGAUUAUUAAUAAUACAUUUGAAGAGACUCCUAAGAUUGUCGAAAUCGAUACGUGUAGGCCGAAGUCACGGUCUAGGAGAACACCAAACAAUUCAAUAUCAGAGUACGGGGAAGACCCGUGUAAUCCAGCGCCGAGAAUCGAUUCUCCAAGAUUGCAGGCAUGUCCAAUUCCAGCAAGAAUGUCAAUACCGGAUUGCAGGAAUUUCCAUGAGUUCGAUUGGGCAUUGGCAGCCGAUGAGUGCAGAUUCUCCACUGCUCAGAGCACUCCCCGGUUUGUGAAUUCCUGCGCUCCGGCCACGCCAGCGAAGAGCGUUUGCACGGAGAGGUUGUUUAGACCGUACUCGAAUUUCCCAAAUUACAUGGCAAAUACACAAUCGUUCAAGGCGAAAGUUAGAUCGUACAGUGCUCCUAAACAAAGGCCUGAUACAGGUUCAAGGAAGAGACUAUCAUUAAGCGAAAUUGCGGAAUCGAGGGCUAGUUUAAGCGGAGUCCGAAUGCAAAGGUCUUGUUCUCAAGCUCAAGAAGCCAUUAGUUUCAAGAAUGCUGUAAUGGGUAAACUUGACAGGUCUACCGAAUUUGCUUGUGACAUUGAAAGGGAAUACUUUCAAAGGAGAUGGUGAGGAACUGCAAAUUCUCUUUGCUUUCUUCCAGUGUAAUCAAUUUUUAGAAUCAAAAACACAAAUUUUGUGUGUAAAUUUGAAAAUCUUUGAUCUUGUGAAAAUGGGUUCAACAAUUGUUAA
Papaver somniferum (opium poppy) is the source of this 1880-nucleotide messenger RNA. RefSeq names its product protein IQ-DOMAIN 14-like. NCBI's taxonomy places the organism in Eukaryota, Viridiplantae, Streptophyta, Magnoliopsida, Ranunculales, Papaveraceae. Bases 474 to 1760 code for a protein of 428 amino acids. Gene Ontology annotation, molecular function: protein binding. The record is from RefSeq and is a predicted model, not a curated record. The transcript has 5 exons.